This is a messenger RNA of Monopterus albus (swamp eel), 5634 nucleotides long. Its product is annotated as microtubule-associated tumor suppressor 1 homolog. The record is from RefSeq and is a predicted model, not a curated record. NCBI's taxonomy places the organism in Eukaryota, Metazoa, Chordata, Actinopteri, Synbranchiformes, Synbranchidae. The transcript is spliced from 18 exons. The coding region runs from base 569 to 4402 and encodes 1277 amino acids. Gene Ontology annotation, molecular function: microtubule binding. Gene Ontology annotation, cellular component: cytoplasm; nucleus.
GUCAUAGCCUGCGUAGUCUCUCCUUGCUUGUGUGUUCACACACAGCACUGAUGGGAUAAGAAGAUAUGACGCAUGAGCGUGCAGUGCAGCCAGGGGUGUGUGUGAAUGUGUGAGGAGAAGGAUCGAGGGUGUGUGAGGACAGACAGCCAAGUGCAUGCCAGUCGGAAGUGAGGAGUGACAUAGCUGAAAGAGCUCCCAUAAUUUCUUGCUGGAUUUGCUGGAUGUUUCUUUUUUGCAGCCGCGCAGCCUGAGAGGGAGGACAGAGAAGUAUGUUUUCAACAUCUUCUCAUUAAAUAAGACGGAGAGGAGGAGGAGGAGGGCACUCAAAUGGAUACUUUCCGAAAUUACAGUUCUGCUCACAACAAGGACACGAUGACUAACAGUCCUUUUGGAAAUGCUGCAUAUUUGUGGGGUGACUAAAAUGUAAAGUGUUGUGAAGAGCGCUGUUCAUUGUUCUUUCACAACCAGCAAGAACAACAACAGAAAGCCAAUGGGCAAGUAAAAGCCUAUACACCACAGACCAGAAGAUCAUACAGAGCGACUGUUCUUCUGCCUUCCUGGCCCAGAGAUGAGUGUUUCUGAGGCCAGUGAGAGCUUCACUGUCAGGGAGAGAGGUGGACCCAGCAUGAGGCUAACUCUCCACAGUGCUGGAGACCACAAUGGGAAUGCUUUCCCAAUUUCCUCUUCCUCCUCCUCUUCCUCCUCCUGUCUGGGGGAGUCAUCUCCUGAGUCCCUGCGGAGUCUGAGCAGCCUCAGUGGGGACCGGCCUGACAGCCUGCUGGACUAUGACAUGUUUGAGGUCACCUUGAUGACCAAAACGAAUGAAAUGACAGAUGUGGUCAUUUCAAAAUGGGUGCCAGAAGAGGACGGUAAACAAGAUGAGAAUGAUGAUGUCUCCGUGGGAAACAUACAAAACGAGCUGUCAGAAUCCAAUGACAACUCUGUUUACCUAGACGCCAGCAGCGGUGAAUACCUCCGGGACACCUGGAACGAUAACAACAACUUGACACUGGCCCUGUCCCUGACGACAAACAGCGGUAACCAUGGAAACAAUGCUGACUUCAGCUGUGGAAGUGGAAGAAGGGAUGGCUCCACAAGCCCAGACUCAGAUGCAACUGAAAUCCCUGUUGAUGAUGAUGAUGAUGAUGACAAUGAAGAGGCUUUGUUUCUCUCUGUGAGCUCUGACAUGGGUGUGCAGAGAAGCAACAUGACCCUCACUAGCUCAAACAGUCAGUCCAACAACGGCACCCAUGCUGUGAUGAGUGCGCUCCACACAGAGGCCACUGAGGCUGUGAGUGUACCUGAUGAUGACAGGCCGCAGCAGCUCCCUGUGGACCAGACAGAACCUCCAGCUUCUGAGGACGUCUGUGAAGCCACCCAGAUAUCAUCAUCUUGUUCCUUCUCUACCAGUCCAGCACAAGAUUCUAAAGAAGUCACAUCUUCUCCUGAGAAAGCUGAAAACUCCAAACCCACCCAUCCUAGCACCAGUCAGCCGGCCAGAGCGGCAAACCCCAAGCCAACCGCUGCUACUUCAACAGCUCUCAAGACAGUAGCCUCCACUGGCAUCAAACAAUCCAAUCAGGAGGCAAAGAAAGUUUCCAAACUGGACCUAAAAAAUGUCAAGGCUAAAGUUGGAUCAUGGUCCACACUGUCCAAAGCACCCAGCAAGCAGAACAAAUCUGCUCCAGCAAAUGGAAAGAAAGCUGUUCCUAGGAAGGAGGACGCACAGACUGGGAAUGAGGAUAAAAGACAAAGGUCAUCUGCAAGUCCAGUUAAAGUGGCCGUGGUGCUGAAACCCAUCAGAGGAAAGAGUAUACUGAAAACCAGCCACAAGACAGCAGCCAAUGACUCUGCUCAGCCAGAGAAGAGGAGUGCAGCCAUUAGUCGAGCACUCUCUGCUUCCACCAGCUCCCUGGGGUCUGAGAUGAAUGAAGAGGGAUUCCUGCACACUCCCAGGAAGGCUGUCCAGGAAGUGCCUGAAAAAUGUGGAAUAAGUGAGAGUGUGGAGACAACGCAUCCAGUAGGAGACACUGCUGGAGAGCCUGAGGAGGACCAAAGAGAGGGGACUGCAGAGACUUUAAUGACAGAGGUCGUCGUGGAGAAACCAAGAACUCACAGCGGGAAAGUCUCCUCAAAACUGGGGCCCAGGCAGCAGGGGAAAGGCAGCAGAGUGGACAAGGCCUCUGGACCAGGCUUAGCGGCUGAACCUCGAGGACAGGGGAGCCCCGGGCCCAGGCAAGCCCGAGGUGACGGCUCUGUGCUGGGACAAGGUGGACAGACUGCUGGGGGUGGAUCUCCAACAAGAGUGAGGCAGACCCUGAGUCAUGGCCAGGUUAUCCCCAAACCUCACACCGCCACAGAGCGAGCGUCUGCAGUUACUGACCUGGCUCCUGCAACCUCUGUCUCCAAACCAUUAGCCAAUCAGCAGCCAGCACUGGGGUCGAACGGGCGACCUGUCACUUCAAAGCUUCCUGUUAAGGGAUUACCCACAAGCCCCAGUUCCUCAUCACCGGGGAGCAGUGAGAACAAUGGAGCCACAAGCAAAGCAUCUGCAGGAGCUCCAGCACCAUCAGGGACCAAGCUAGAUGAGCGGCCCAGCAGAAGCACGGUACCUGUAGGCAGCCAGAGUGCAGCAAAGCCCCCUGGCUCCAGCACCGCAGCUAUCAGCACCAGUACUCCCAGUGAUGCAGUUACCAGUUCUAACAGUGGCGUUGCUGCUGCUCCGAAGCCUCCUGCUAUGAGGAGCAGAGCUCUGUCUUUGCAGGCCAGGACCACUGCUCUAGGUCUGAAGGCCCCAGCAGCCACCAACCACACCACAGCCAAGAUGGCAGCUGCCAGUCACACUGCAGUAAAGACUGCUGCUAGUCAAGGGCUGCUGAAACAGGCGUCCCAGCAUCCCUUGCAACGAAGUGGCUCAGUAAGACUCAGUCGACUGAACAGCACAGUGGACAAAAACAAGCCUCGGGAGGCGCUAGCAAGAUCUGCAACCACCAACAGCAGCUCACAGGCGGCAGCAGCUGCAGGAGGAAACAGCCAGAAGCAGCAGCAAGCUCCACCUGACCUGGUAGCAGAUGUGAUGAGUCCAAAUGCUCCAGUGACACCAGUUCUACCAGUUCCUCUGGCUGAAAACACCAUCAGUGGGUCAGGCACCACUGGAGCCUCUGCUCUUGGGUUCAAAGUAAGAACCGGGUCACGAUCCAGCCCCAAAACCGGGUCCCGCAUACAGAAUGCCUGUAAAUCUGGGGCGGCCGGGGCUGCUCCCGUGGAUGGGACAGUCGCGGCUAAACAGAACCAGAGCAGAGAGCAGGUGGAGAGGAAGAACCAGGCCAUCAACCAGCUGAGGAAGCUGCUCAUCCAGGGCAAUAAGAGAGUGGAGGCUCUGGCGACAGUCAUCCAGCAUGUCUUCACUGAGCGAGAGGAGGCCUUGAAGCAGAAGAAGGAGCUGUCGCUGGAGCUUGCACACCUCCGAGAUGAGCUGGUCACGUCGUCGCAGUGCUGCGAGCGUCUACAGAAAGAGAAGGAAGAGGUGCGCUUCAGCUUGGAGGAGGCUUUGAAGAGGCUGCAGGAUGAGCACAAGGAGGAGCUGGUGCAGCUGGAGGACAGACUGAGGAGUUUCUACCAGACAGAGUGGGACAAAGUCCAUCAGACGUACCAGGAGGAGGCUGACAAAUGCCGCAUGUUGAUGGAACAGCAGGUGGAGGCGCUGAGGAGCCGACAGGAAGCAGAGAGGAAGAGCCAGGAAGCGAGUCACAGCCAGAAGAUGGAGUCUCUCAAGCAGCAGUAUGAGAGCUCCAUACAAGAGCUGAAGACCAUCCAGCAGACAGAACUGGAGAGCCUGGAGAAAACACUGAAGGAGACUGAAACUUCUCUCUCAGAAAAGAUCUCUGAGCUGUCAGCAGAGAAGCAGGCUCUGAACGAGCAGCUGCAAGCAGAGGAGGAGAAGAGGAAGCGGAUCCUCUCUGACAAGAACCUGAAGGACUCCCACACAGUGUACCUGGAGCAGGAGCUGGACAGUCUGAAGGUGGUGCUGGAGAUCAAGAACACCCAGCUGCACCAGAAGGAGAAGAAGCUCAUGGAGAUGGACAAACUGGUGGAGGUUAAUGUGAAACUGGAGGAGUGUGUGAAGAAGCUCCAACAGGAGAACGAGGACUACAAGGCCAGAAUGGACAAACACGCUGCUCUCUCCAAGCAGCUCUCCAAUGAACAGGCCAUACUUCAGCAGACGCUGCAAAAAGAGUCCAAGGUCAACAAGCGUCUGUCCAUGGAGAAUGAGGAGCUCCUGUGGAAGCUGAACAAUGGCGACCUGCUGGCGAGUCCCCGCCGUCUCUCCCCCACCUCCCCCUACAGCUCACCGAGGAACUCUGCCUCCUUCCCCUCUGCUGCACCCUUAUCGCCUAGAUAACCCCACACAACAUUAACCCCGUCCUCUUCUCUGAGCAAGGGUGGCGGUCGUUCCAAAUGCAGAGAGAGACUGCAAACACAGCAGUGGAAUAAACUGCAUUAAAAAUGUUUAUUUUGAAAGCGAAAGCCGCUGCAGAGGCACCAAUGCACUUCAGCCAGCAUGGGACUGGCUUCGCUCCUUCAGUCUCUAAACUCCUGGUUCCAACCAUCCUUUCUUCUUUUCUCUGAAGAAAACUGAAUAGGUGGCACACCUCAGGGUCUGUACAUAGCGCCUCGCUCUGGUUAUGACUACCUUUACCUUUUUGUUUUCUUUAGUUAUGUUGUACAGCUGAAGAUCUUUUUAUGCCCCUCUUUCUCAAGAGAUGGGCGAGGAAACACCUUGACUUUGUGGUGGAUGCAGGUUUGUGGAAACGGGCUCAGAGUUGUUUGGGAAAUCAUGAAUAAAAACAUAAACUCAACUUGUGUUUUCUUUCGAUGCACGUGCCACAUAUGCAGCCGUGCAGAGGUUGUUUUGUGUUUUGUCAGAUCAUAAAAUGACGGGUACUUCCUGGUGGAUUUGCAUGAACUGUUUUGCCUUUUCCCUUCAUUCAACACUUUUCUUUCCCAAAGAGCGAAGCUCAAUCACUGGUCCUCGUUGGACCUCUGGAAGAAGUGAAGAAUUUCAUGUCCUCCUUUGGACAAACAGGAUCUAAUGCUCUGUGUAUCUGAGAGACUGACCUUGUGUUAUUGACACCGAUGUUUGUUCCUCCAUGCAAGCUCCUCACAACCUCUACCUUAAUCUACUAUGUGGAAUGUAAUCACCCUUGGAUGUUAAAUCUGAACAAGGCAGUUCAGACACACACGCAGAGCCAAACAUGCAGUUUAUUUAACAAGGAGGGUGCUGGCCAGAGCAGUAUUUACCCUCCUUCCAUGUACUCUUUUCCUUAAAUCUCCCUUAAGGAGAUAAAAUUCCCCAGCCUUCUUUUAUCACCACCUUGUGCCCAAGCAGAAACAAAGCAAAGCUGGAGCAGUGACUGGCAAGUUAAUAUCUGUCUUUGCUUUGGGUCAUGUAUAGAAUCACCCAUCAGCACUCAUUUCCACAGAGAAACCUCUACCUGACAGACACUGGCCUCUGUUUUACUGAAUCCAAAAACGAUCACUAUGUUUAUCUGUUUGUUCUGGAACGCCUCAGAUGUACCUAAAUUGCCUCAGUGUACCAUGUUCAGUUUUAUUUUGGAUGCAGAAUAAAUACAA